Sinocyclocheilus rhinocerous is the source of this 2553-nucleotide messenger RNA. RefSeq names its product proto-oncogene c-Rel-like. NCBI's taxonomy places the organism in Eukaryota, Metazoa, Chordata, Actinopteri, Cypriniformes, Cyprinidae. The transcript is spliced from 10 exons. The record is from RefSeq and is a predicted model, not a curated record. Gene Ontology annotation, biological process: response to cytokine; cellular response to stress; inflammatory response. Gene Ontology annotation, molecular function: RNA polymerase II cis-regulatory region sequence-specific DNA binding; DNA-binding transcription factor activity, RNA polymerase II-specific. The coding region runs from base 102 to 1901 and encodes 599 amino acids. Gene Ontology annotation, cellular component: cytoplasm; nucleus.
GAAUUCCCAGUCAGUACUCUUCUGUGUUUAAGUGUUACUGUAUAUCUGUUUAGCAGUUCAGAGCUCGGACGUAAAACCUAAGACAAGGGUGUUCGCAUAACAUGGAUGUGCAUACCCUCUCAAUGCACAGGGACCCCAAUCUAAUGGGAGAGCCCUGUGUUCAGAUCUUCGAGCAGCCAAAACAGAGAGGCAUGCGCUUCAGGUACAAAUGCGAGGGUCGUUCAGCGGGCAGCAUACCUGGAGAAAGAAGCUCAGACAAUAACAGAACCUACCCAAGCAUUCAGAUUCUAAAUGUUACCGUGAAAGGAAAAGUACGUGUUACCCUGGUGACCAAAAGUGACCCAUAUAAACCGCAUCCCCAUGACUUGGUGGGUAAGGACUGCAAGGAUGGUUAUUACGAGACAGAGUUUGGACCUGAACGAAGAGUCAUCGCGUUUCAGAACCUGGGUAUCCAGUGUGUGCGGAGAAGAGAAGUGAGAGAUGCCAUAAUGCAGAGGAUUGCGCGAAGAAUCAACCCCUUCAAUGUUCCCCGGGAACAGCUGCUGCAGACUGAGGAAUAUGAUCUGAAUGUGGUGCGUCUUUGCUUCCAAGUUUUCCUGCAAGAUGAGACCGGGAUGUACAACACCACGCUGCCUCCCAUCAUCUCCAACCCCAUCUAUGACAACAGGGCCCCAAAUACAGCCGAACUGCGAAUCUGCCGGGUGAACAAGAACAGCGGCAGUGUGAAGGGAGGUGAUGAGAUUUUCCUCCUCUGCGAUAAAGUGCAGAAAGAUGACAUUGAGGUGAGGUUCUUCACUCAGACCUGGGAGGCCAAAGGCUUAUUCUCUCAGGCAGACGUACACAGGCAAGUGGCCAUAGUGUUCAAGACACCCGCCUACUAUGACACCACCAUCACAGCCCCUGUCACAGUGCGCAUGCAGCUGCGCCGGCCCACAGACCAGGAGGUCAGUGAGCCCAUGGAGUUCCGCUAUCUGCCCGAUGACAAAGAUCCAUAUGGCUGCCAAGAGAAGAAACGUAAAAUUGAAAGCCAGAUGAAAUCCUUCUCUGGCUUCUCCCAAGGAGCCAUGAGCUUCAUGAACAGACCAAAAGCAGUGCCUUCGGCAGGUUUGAUGAAUCAGAGAAUCAAAAUGGAGCCAACAAAUUAUCGUCCAUCAAACCAUGGGGUGAUGCGCCAAAAUCCAACGGGCUAUUAUAACAAAGCCCCUCCAUCCUGCCCCAUGAUGCCACCCCUAACAGAAACCCCACCAUCAGGAACAUACAGUCAAGCAUGGCCCAAUCCAAUCGCCAACACCACCAGUAAUGGAGUAGGCCUACAGCAGGUGAACCCAAGUCCCAGCAUGCCCACCACAGGGGAAAGUGGAAACAGCCUUCCUCUACUGACCGCUAAGGAUCUGGAGUUUCUUCAAUCUAAUGGCCCAACCAGCAGCCAGCCUCGACAGGACCAACCGAACCAGCAGGUCCAGCAAUCCCAACAGCCACCUCAAAGGCAAGGAGUAGAAGGAGCCCAUAACUGGUAUAACUAUGGCCACCAACAGCCUCAAAGCACCCAGAAUGGGGCAACAGGCACUGGUGGGUCAAUGGGAACAGGCUACUUGUAUGCAGGCAACAUAGAUGAUGAUUUAUUUCAAAACCUCAUCGGCAAUCAUCAGCCAGUCCUACCACUGAAACAGGAAGCUCAAGGGUCGAGCAACAUGGCUGUGCUGGGGCCCAGCUCGGACUGUGUGCAGUCCUUCACCGCGCUCCUGAACUCCACCACCCCCAAUGGAAGUACCGCAGAGACCAUGAGACAAAUGGAAGCUGGUGGGCCCAAUCAGAGGGUCUCGCAGAUUUCCUACCCUGCCAGCAGCAUGGGGCAGGAGAGCCAUCUUGAUUCUUUCGCCUGGCAGUACUUCCCUGAAUAGAGUCGAAUUCCAUAAGUGUUCAAGAUUUUGUUCUUUAAAUGUAGGCUCUGAUUCAUGUUCACUGAAUGUAUUUUCUGAAAAUCAGAAGGGCUCGUUGUCCUGGAAAUACUGUAAGAUGCUGCCACCAAUUAGGUAAAGCAGUGAGAUUUUAUGAUGGUCAUGUUGGAGAAAUUUGGGACCAUUUGUCCACAAACGCUCAAUUAUGACAGAUUAAUUGUGUUCCUUAAAGUGGGAACUAGCAGGGAAUUGUCCCUGGGUAAUGGCUAUGUCAUUUUAAACAUGCUUCUUAUCCAAGGUUCUCAAAUGUACUGUUCAAACAAGGGUUUUCUUUGGUUACUCAAAAGUGAUAUUAUGGCUUUAGAAAACUAAGACCAACGUCUUGCUCUGUUUUUACUUUAUUCAACAUACACAAGCUUUUACAUUGCAUUUUCUAUGGGUUUUUGUAUUUUUAUAAAAUUAAAGUUUAUACUGCUGAACAUGGAUUUUGUGAUUUCAUGUAUGUAAUGUUUGAUACAUUCUGAGCUGAUUUGUGGCAACAUUACUGAUAUGUGGAGGUGACCAAUGUUUGUUUUCAUUCAUACUGGUAAUUUGAAUGCAUCAUUUGUUUCUGUUUCACAUUCUAAAGUACAGGUAAAUAAAGGAUUAAACUCUC